AUGCUGCGGGAAAACAGAAACUCCAUGUGCACUCUUGCUCUAGUAAGACCUGUAGUUGCCCUAAGCGUCUAGCGGCCGGAACUGUCGAUUCAUAUAUAGGGAAACUUAGAGCGAUUUUCAAUAGGUUAGGCCGUACAGGGUUUUCUAACCCGUUGGCACAUCCUUGUGUUAAGGAAUAUCUUAAGUUUGUAAGAGAGGAGCAAGCCCAGCAACCUUUGCCCCCUCGUCAGGCUGUCCCUUUGUUCUAUGACAAAUUCACCCGUUUAAUUGCCUAUCUUCGCGGGCUUAUUGCCGAAGGCUCUGCGCUUUCUCCUCUCAAUAGAUACCUCCUGGUCAGGGAUAUAACAUUCUUUGUUAUUGGCUUUUACACUGGUGAUAGAGCAUCCGAUUUGGGCCGUUUGAAGGCAGAUCAGCAUUUUCGCCUUAAGGAUAGGGAGGGGUUCCUUCUCAACUUUACGUUUACUAAAACGAGGCGUGCAGGUCAGUUUCGCCCUUUUGCUCUGUUACGUAUUCCAAAUGUACCUGUCUGCCCGGUUUUUUGGUUGAACUAUUAUAUUGCCGCGUGUGGGGCAUUAGGUGUCCCUCUUCAUGGUGAGUACCUCUUUAGGUCUUCGGAGCAUAAAAAGUUUGUGUCACAUCGUCCGUUCGGAGGGUCAGCCGUAUCUGCACGGCUCCAAAAGUAUCUUAAGGCUGCCCACAUUAAUGACGGAGAGACCCCUCACAGCUUUCGUGUAGGAAUUUCAUACACCCUCAAGGGUUUGGGAUGUACUCCGGAGCAGAUUGCU
Porites lobata is the source of this 785-nucleotide messenger RNA. Lineage: Eukaryota; Metazoa; Cnidaria; Anthozoa; Scleractinia; Poritidae. The record is from the annotation of a GenBank genome assembly.